AUGCCGAUUGAUAGUAAUACUAUGCUUGCGGGAACGCUGCAGACUGAUCCUCGCUCGGGCGGUCUUAAACGCAGCAGCGGGGUAAACGUCCAUGCAAUCGUCGCAGAAACCUGGGCCGAGGUCCGAGACGAUGGAAACACCCAGGUUGAUUGGAUGAUUGCUAGCUACGAAAGUGGGAGUAAGUCGGAUAUCACGGUCGUUGCCAAAGGUAACGGGGGUGCCUCCGCCUGUGCAGAUGCUUUACCCGAACUCGAGCCUGCAUUUGGUGGAUGCCGUAUGAGUAACGGCCGGUUUACUGGCUUUUACUACUGCCCGGAAGCUUGUUCCGCCAUGAAAAAGGGUAGGGCGUCCAUGCACAAGAAUGGUGUCCUGAAUGUAUUGGAAGGUCGUGAUGGUGAGAUCAAAAUGGCGCCGGGUUUCAGCGAGUAA
This is a messenger RNA of Phaeodactylum tricornutum CCAP 1055/1, 429 nucleotides long. RefSeq lists its product with no specific name. Lineage: Eukaryota; Bacillariophyta; Bacillariophyceae; Surirellales; Neidiaceae. The coding region runs from base 1 to 429 and encodes 142 amino acids. Gene Ontology annotation, molecular function: actin binding. The transcript is spliced from 2 exons. The record is from RefSeq and is a predicted model, not a curated record.